Molecule: messenger RNA, 828 nt
Organism: Cyphomyrmex costatus
Lineage: Eukaryota; Metazoa; Arthropoda; Insecta; Hymenoptera; Formicidae
Exons: 5
Coding region: 1-828 (275 amino acids)
Biological process (GO): regulation of transcription by RNA polymerase II
Cellular component (GO): transcription regulator complex; nucleus
Source: RefSeq, a predicted model, not a curated record
AUGGCAGCUGAAGUAAUAGAGAAACGUUGGACAUCUUUGAGAGAUAUGUUCAGCCGCGAAAAGAGAAAACAACAAUUGCCGCCAUCAGGCUCAGGAUAUAAACCUACGAAGGAAUGGGAACUUUAUAAAACAAUGCUUUUUUUAAAUACUUAUAUAGAGCACAGACGAACCAAAACAUCACUCUCCUUGAAAAUUGGUCAAUCGAGCUGUUCAACACAAUCAGAAAUUGAAAAAAACAAUUCUUUAUCAUCAUGUAAACAUGAUGUUAUAUCAAUCAAUGAUGAAACAGUAAAUUGUAACGAGAAUUACAGUGACGAUUCUCUAGGCAAAUAUAUGGCAGAUGAAAAUGAAGCACCUAUAAUUGAUAGUAACAUAUUGAAGAUACCUUGUAACACAUUAAAUAAUAAUAGCAUUGAUAGCUUUUCACCAUCUCGAAGUAUAAGUUCUAAGAUACAAAGUGUAAAACGUCCUGUGCUACAAAAUAUUGCAAAAAAUAUAUCUGAAUUGGAUGAAUUUGCUAAACGGCGUAAAACGAAAGAUAAUUUACUUGAAAAGGAAUUAAUACAAGCAAGUUCUACAAUAUCUGCUACUAUGAACAAUGUUUCAUCUUUCAUAUGCAGCCAAAACAAGAAUGAAAAUGGUUAUAUGUUGGCAAUAGAAGAAGCAUUAAAAUAUGUUCCUGAUACACAUAAGACUCAAUGUCUCAUUGAAGUACUCCAACAGACUCAACCGUUGCGGAGCGGAUCCGUGAGCGCUUGCUGCUAUUGGUAUAUUCUUUUAGAUCAUCCAAUAGCAGCGAGCGCUCACAGAUCCGCUCCGCACAGUUGA